Messenger RNA from Closterium sp. NIES-67, 3524 nucleotides. The record is from the annotation of a GenBank genome assembly. NCBI's taxonomy places the organism in Eukaryota, Viridiplantae, Streptophyta, Zygnematophyceae, Desmidiales, Closteriaceae.
AAUGUUCUUAGGAAUCUUAUAUUCCUUCCUCCUGGUCAGCUAGUGCUGCCUCGGCGCAUUUAGACUUCAGGGCUCUGUUCACUUGCAGUUUGUGCCUUUCCAUGUGGGAGCAGCUCUCCAUACCGAUAACUUCCUUCGAUCCAGUUUUUACCCUUCCUCGAAACGUCAGCUGAGCACGUUCUGAAUUAGCUCUUAAAUUUCUGGAAGCUAGACUCGCGUCUCUAUUUCGAACGCCUAUCUCGUCAUCUUUGUCAUCUUAUCGGAAGUUUCACUUGCGUGCACCGAUCUUACUCGGGACUUUGGUUAUCUCCUCUGCGCCUUCAACUCUAACCUCUGGUUCCUCCCACGCGCAACCAUGGCAGCCGCGGCAGCAGCAGCAGCAGCAACGUCUUCACACAUCGCGGCCACGAACAUCUUCUCCCCCUCCUCUUGCACUUCACCCUUGUCCAAAGCAACUCCAUCCCUCCUUUCAGCUCGUCCCCCCGUUCAGUCUAUCGCGUCACCCCGAUCCCUUUCCCGCACUCGAUCAGGCCCCUGCGCUGCGUCCGCGGGAGGCGGAGGAAAUGGGGGCUGGGACAUUGGCGCAGGCUGGGGGAAAGGCGGCGGCGGCGGAGGCGGCAGUGGCGCAGGUGGAGGCGGAAGUGGCGGAGGAAGAGAGGACGGAAACGGGAAUUUCGGACCUAACGAUGACUUCGGAGGGAUGAGAGGUCGCUUGGCAGUGGCUGUUGCAGCAGCAGCAGCCGCCAUUGCCUUAUCGUCUUCAGACGAGCUUCGCGCGCGCGCAAGCAAUCCGCUAUUCGCCUCAGUCUCCGCUUCCGCUUCCGCCGCCAGCUCCCCCACUUCCGCAAAGUCCGCCGAGGUGGAGAGCGCCAAGGGGACUCCGCCAGUUGUCACUUUCCCCCCAUCCUCUGCCGGCUCUUUGCGUCCGUCAAACCCGCCAGCGGCUGACGUUAACGGUGACGAUGACGGCUUCGGGGUGACGGACUGGUUGGGCGGCGCGCUGUACGCGUUAUUGUCGAAGCACGUGGACCGGCAGAUGAAGCGGCGCGCAGCGGCGGAGAGGCAGCAGGUGCUGGCGGAAGCGGCGGACAUGGUCGCGGCGGUGCUGGAGGAGAAGAAAGCGCGGGAGAGCGAAGACCCCGUGGCGCACCGGUCAGAGGUGGGUGCCCUCCGCCGCCUGCAGCGCGAGGCCUUCCAAGACCUCCUCCGCCUCAAGGACUCCAUGCACACCCUGCAGCUCGUCACCGGCCUGCGCCACCGCGACCCCCCGCGCGGGCCCAACGCGCGCCCCCCCCUCUCCGGCAGCAGAAUCGGCGCGGCUGGUUCUGCCGCCGCUGGUAGCGCUGCGGCUGGCGCGGGGGGGGUGAGCGGGGGCGCAGGGGGGGCGGGGCUGGGGAGAACGAGGCUGCUAGGGGAGGUUUCAGGGGGGGCGGCGGUGGUCCCAGGGGCGGACGGUCCUAGGGGGCAUUCGGCCAGAGCGGCGUUGGAAGAGGCGGGUAUGCGGUCGGGCCUGCUGGUGAAAUUCAAGUUUGAGACGCUGUGCCGAGCAGCGGAUCUGCUUGUAACGGAGCUGACUGCGGGGCUUGGCGAGGACAGUAGUAGCUUUAUGCUGGGCGGGCCGAUUAACCUGCAUAAGGUGGUGUAUAGCGCGGAGGUGGCGGAUGGAGUGAGGGUCGUUGCUGCGCCUGUGGGUGCGUCGGGCACGGAUAUUGCCGAGUCGAUGAACCCCCACAAGGGCCAGGGCCUAACUCGGUUCGCGUCCAACGGCAUCCCCCUGCACCAGCGCGCCAAGGGCACGGCCCUCGGCAUCUCCCUAGUUGGCACCUCCGCCUCCUUCUCUGCCGCCCAAUUCCUCCACGGCUGGGGGGUCACCCCUGACGCUGCCGAGGGGGGCGACGCCGGCGCGGGCCUCUGCUCCUCCUCUCUGGUGCAGCUGGCGCUACAGCCGCAGGACAAUGUUCUUCUCUCCUUCUCCGCGCUUCGCCGCGUCUGGCCCGCCCCGCCGCUCCCGUCUGCUCCGGGCCUGCACUGGUCCGAGCUCGGCCCGAUGGUUCUCCCGAGGCUGCUGCCGUGGUUCGGCGGGAGGGCCGGGGAUGCGGUCGGGGGGAAAGACGACCCUACCAGGUCGGCACCGGCAGGGGUGGAUGAGUACUCAGGGAGUGAAGGGAGGGAGUUGUGGGUACCACCGCCAAUGGACCCAACGGUUGUGCAGUCCGUGGCAGUAGCAGGGGCGGUGAGGCUCAAUUCGAGAACUACUAUUGCUGCAUGGGCGCAGGCGGAAGGGGGGGAGUGGGUGCCUGAGGAGGCUCAGAAGCGGUUGCAAUGGUCCCUCUCCCUGCUGCGGCAAGGGAAGGGUGAGGCAGGGGAGGCGGAGAAGGAGAAGGGUGAGGAUGAGAGUGGGGAGCAGGAGGAGGAGGAGGAGGCCGUGCGACGGGGGACAGCAGCAGCAGGAUCAGGAGGAUCGGGAGCAGAGAGUGGAGACGGGAGUAACAAGCAGACGAAGCCACAAAAGAAGAAGAAGAACGGUGGUUGGAGAAUCUUGAAAACGCUCGACAAGGCAGGCUAUGGCAUUUGCCUUGGUAUCAUGCAACCAGACGCAGUCACAGCAGCAGCAGGGGCUGGUUCUAGCGGCAGCGGCAGCGGCAGUGGCGGGAUGGGAGCCGUAGCAGGAGGGGGGGUGGGGAUGGGAACGGGGGGUCGGGGCAUGGGCUGUUGCCAGGGCAGCUUCAGGCAGAGGCGUUUGCGAGAGUGGCGUGCGGGCAAGGGGUGACGCUUCAGCCGGGGAUAGUCUUGGCGAUGAAUGAGAACUCGGGUUGCCACCCCGCCCUCAUGCUCCGCACCUCCUGGACCCUCUGAGCAGAGUCUGUGCUGCGUGAUAGCGUGUGCCGCCGCAUACCGCGCAGUGUGGUGCUGCGGGCUGCUUUUGAGGCGCCUCAAAGUGAGAACUCAGGAUGCCACCCCGCCCUCAUGCUGCUUACCUCCAGGACCCUCUGAGCCGAGUCUGUGCUGCGUGAUUGCGUGUGCCGCCGCAUGCUGCGCAGCGUGGUGCUGCGGGCUGGCCUUGGAGGCUUCCUGUGGAUUCUUGCCUUACAAAACCAGGAUCUAGGAUGAUGGUACUGGGAUGUCCCUCCUUGGAGGCUUGCCUUGGAGGAUUUCUUGCCUCCCUUGCUGGCUUGAUCGCGUCGCAAUUUGCCCCCGCCAGUGCUGUGGUGCCAGCAGCCAGCUCCUCUGGCUGGAGGGGUGACUGGUACCCCUUUGCGGUGCUUUGCUUCUGGAUAGCUGAGUCUGGAGCGUGUGUGUGGGGGGCUAGAUGAAUGAGAGGGUGGGUGAGGGAUACGUAGGGAUGAGGAGGGAUGGUAGGUGAGAAACCAGGGAUAAUGCUAUCAAGUGGGAGCGGAAAGGGCUGCUGCUCCCGGUGAACUACGCUCGUUUCAUUUGUUGCUGGUAGUUUGUUUAGGAUUCCUUUCCUUGGGCGUACCGGUAUUUAAAAGCGGCAUGCUAGCUUUUAUACCAUGCUGUGAAUA